AUGUCUAAAGACUUUGUUAUUACCCCAGAAGCCACUGGUGCCUCCGCCAACACAUCUGAAUGGCCAUUGCUUUUGAAAGAUUACGAUAAGUUGCUAGUAAGAAGUGGACAUUAUACUCCAAUCCCUACCGGUGCUUCCCCAUUAAAGAGAGACUUGAAAUCAUACAUCAGUUCCGGUGUUAUUAACUUAGAUAAACCAUCCAACCCAUCUUCUCAUGAAGUUGUCGCUUGGAUUAAGCGUAUCUUGCGUUGUGAAAAGACUGGUCAUUCCGGUACUUUAGAUCCAAAAGUUACUGGUUGUUUAAUCGUUUGUGUUGAUAGAGCUACUAGAUUGGUUAAGUCCCAACAAGGUGCCGGUAAGGAGUACGUGUGUAUCGUCAGAUUACAUGAUGCCUUAAAAGACGAAAAAGAUUUAGGCCGUUCUCUAGAAAACUUAACUGGUGCCCUAUUCCAAAGACCACCUUUAAUUUCUGCUGUUAAGCGUCAAUUACGUGUUCGUACUAUUUAUGAUUCCAACUUGAUUGAAUUCGAUAAUAAGAGAAAUUUGGGUGUAUUUUGGGCUUCUUGUGAAGCUGGUACUUAUAUGAGAACUUUAUGUGUUCAUAUGGGUAUGCUUCUAGGUGUUGGUGGUCAUAUGCAAGAACUUCGUCGUGUUAGAUCAGGUGCUUUGUCUGAAAAUGAUAACAUGGUUACUCUACAUGAUGUUAUGGAUGCCCAAUGGGUUUACGAUAAUACUAGAGAUGAAUCUUAUUUAAGAAAAAUCAUUCAACCUUUAGAAACUUUGUUGGUCGGUUACAAGAGAAUUGUCGUCAAGGAUUCUGCUGUCAAUGCUGUCUGUUAUGGUGCCAAAUUGAUGAUUCCAGGUUUAUUACGUUAUGAAGAAGGUAUUGAGCUAUACGAUGAAGUCGUUUUAAUUACUACUAAGGGUGAAGCUAUUGCUGUCGCAAUUGCUCAAAUGUCAACUGUUGAUUUAGCAACCUGUGACCAUGGUGUCGUUGCUACCGUCAAGAGAUGUAUUAUGGAAAGAGAUUUGUAUCCAAGAAGAUGGGGGUUGGGACCAGUCGCACAAAAGAAGAAACAAAUGAAGGCUGAUGGUAAAUUAGAUAAGUAUGGUCGUACUAAUGAAAACACUCCAGAAGAUUGGAAAAAGAACUAUAAAUCUCUAGAAUCUACUCCAGCUACUACUGAAACUUCUGAAUCAGCUCCAUUGAUUAAGGAACUUGAAGUUAAGAAGGAAGAAGAAAAGGAAGAAAAGGAAGAGACCAAGAAGGAAGAUGAAGAAAAGAAGGAGAAGAAAGAGAAGAAGGAAAAGAAGGAAAAGAAAGAAAAGAAGGAGAAAAAGGAAAAGAAGGAAAAGAAGGAAAAGAAGAGAAAGGCUGAUGAUGAAGGUGAAACUGAGGAAAAGAAGAAGAAGAAAUCCAAGAAAUGA
This is a messenger RNA of Naumovozyma castellii, 1428 nucleotides long. It is a transcript of the gene CBF5, whose product is annotated as pseudouridine synthase CBF5. The transcript has a single exon. The coding region runs from base 1 to 1428 and encodes 475 amino acids. Lineage: Eukaryota; Fungi; Ascomycota; Saccharomycetes; Saccharomycetales; Saccharomycetaceae. The record is from RefSeq and is a predicted model, not a curated record.